GCUUAAAUUCCAUUAACCCAUUUAAAGUGCAAAUUGAGCCUAGUGAUUGUAGCCAACAACUUUUCCUGGAAAAUUAUAGGGCAUACAACAAAUGAAAGCGAAACGCAAUCAAACUAUGUAAACAGACACGAACGCCACUUAUUCUUGAGGAAUCGCUGGAAACCGCAACCAAAUCGUUGCGGGGCAACUCAAUUCACUUUGGCCCAGGAACAGUGCGCUGCCACCGCUCGAAUGGAGUCGUUCUCAGCGUCCAGGUGCUCCACCAUACCGUCACCACUGCCGCACAGUGCCAGUGGCAUGGACAGUCCGGAUAUCUGUGAGCCGCCGCAGGAUGAGCAGGAGUUCUGCUUCCGCUAUCCCAGCUACAUGUUUCCGGACGUGGAGUACGACAAGGAAGACGUGCCGCUGCCCUUCAAGGCCUCGCCGGACUCGCUCUUCAAUCUCUGCGCCGCCGUCGUGGAUUCCCAAGCCCGCACUGAGGUCUUCAAGUGGAGCAUCAACGAUGUGACCGACUGGCUGCGCAACUUUGGUUAUCCCGAGUACGAGCAAACUUUUCGGGAGAACUACAUUGAUGGGCACAAGCUGCUGAAUCUGGACGCAGUUGCUCUGGUUGCACUCAACGUUCGCAACUUCGAGCACAUCCGCCACCUGGGUCGCGGCAUACGAGCGCUCUACAGGAAGGAGCUGCAAACGGCGACGGAGACCAAGCAGCAGAGUGAGGUCUACAAGACAUUCCGGGCCCGCACUGGCCGGAGGUACGAGGGAUUGCGAGAGACGGAGCUACUGGGCCGCAUGCACAUGAUUCGCUCCGUUUUCCGCGACGUCAACGACUGGGAUCUGAUGGAGCUGCACAUGUCCAGGACGCCGGUGAGGCGGUAUCGCGAGAUCGUCGCCGGCUCCAGGCGCUACAACCUCUAUGGCCCAUCGACUGCGCGCCGGGAACCCAUCAUUACGGACGAUGUGGAUGCCACACCAUGGUACAACUUCGAGGAUUGCUACUGAUUCACUUUCAACUUGAAAGUGUGAUUACCUUAUGGAGCAAUAAAGUAACUUCUUUGG
This is a messenger RNA of Drosophila simulans, 1059 nucleotides long. RefSeq lists its product as uncharacterized. The transcript is spliced from 2 exons. Gene Ontology annotation, molecular function: protein binding. Bases 232 to 1002 code for a protein of 256 amino acids. NCBI's taxonomy places the organism in Eukaryota, Metazoa, Arthropoda, Insecta, Diptera, Drosophilidae. The record is from RefSeq and is a predicted model, not a curated record.